This is a messenger RNA of Oryzias latipes (Japanese medaka), 4791 nucleotides long. Its product is annotated as SITS-binding protein. NCBI's taxonomy places the organism in Eukaryota, Metazoa, Chordata, Actinopteri, Beloniformes, Adrianichthyidae. The record is from RefSeq and is a predicted model, not a curated record.
GCAAAGCAGAACUCUGGGGUUCAGCCUGAAGACACGCUGCUGUUUGAGGCCACAUCGAUCAGCCUUUUGUUGUGAUUGACAGCAGAUGUGAAGCAGACACCUCAGAUGCUGGCGGAUCCGCCACCUCCGACUCUUUGCCCUGUUUCUGCACGAGUUCCACUGAACAUCUCGCUUCCUGUGAUGAUCACAAACAGGCCGAGCAUUUGAGUUUGAAAUCCAAACAGAGCAUUUCCAGGAGAAACCUCAGUGACGUUCACGUCACCGACCCCGGGGUUCGUCUGAAGGUCAGGCUCUGCAUCGCUCGUCUCUUCGGUUUAUUUCUGACCUCAGCUGAUGUUUGUUGAUGAAAAGGUGACUCCUCAUUCGCAGAAGGUUGAAUUGUGUUCCUGUUUUCUGUCCUGCAGCAGACACUUUUAGUUUUGGAAUUAAAGCAGAACUAAACUCACUUUCUGUUCUGGAGUCAUAGUUUUCCUCAGAUCUCUCUACUCUUGAUCCUUUAGUUCUCCAUGCCUCUGCUUAGUGCAGAGCCAUUCUGUCCCACUCCCCUCCAGGAUCCCUCCUUCCUGUGGACCCCCCCUGAGCUGUCUUUAGGAGUUUAUCCUUGCAGAGAAGGAGGGUCUAUAAGGGCAGGGAUGUUGGUUUAGUCUAGAUUAGCCAUCACGCGUUGAAUUCUGGGACUUGGUGUUUUUUCACAAAUAUCACAGGCGUGAAGCCCAUUGAGGCGCCUGUUGGUGCAAACAUUGGGCCAAAGAAAUACAAUUGAAUUAAAAUUGAAUCAGAUGAACCAACAGAACUUUUGGUCUUUUUACUGUAAAUGUGAAAAGUGGGGAGAUCACGUGAUCUGCCGUGGUGGCGCGUGUGCCCUGACACGGUCAGGGUUACGUUCAAACCAGAUGAAAACUGCGCCGCUUUUGCGCACGGAGAAUCCACCAUCACGCACGCGGGCAGCGUGUGGGGUUGCUUUUCUCUAGGCUGCCGGCGGCUUCUUCUUCAUGGGGUGGGGGCUUCAAGAGUCUCCAUAACCACAGGCUGCCCUCCAUUUCCCGGCGUUAUGUCAGAAAGUGCAGGAGAAGCAGCCCGACGUCUCGGGAGCUAUUCGUGGGCAGUGGUGCCACACUGGGCUGGGGGGGGGGGAUUUGAAUGCAGCUUCUACCGGGAGCAGUUCAGCCACUUCUCCAUUCAUCCUCUGGCGCGCGGGGAUCGGCUCUGCCCGCAGCUUUCUCCGCAUGACCGCGCUGCGCUCUUGGCACAGUUGCGCACGAACGCAGCAGAGACGCUGGGAGGAUCACGAGCACACCGCUCCACGCUGCAGCCUCCAGCAAACAUUAGGACACCAUGAAGCCGCGCGGACACUCCUGCAGCCUUUCUGCUGUGUGAUUGUUGUCUGAUCCCCGGAACGUCAUGCCCCACGCCCGGAACAGGAACCCCAGCCCCAUCCCAGAGGUGACGUGGGACACGGGCUCCAAGGAGAUGAACGAGACCUGGAAAGGAGCGAUCGCCUGUCUGGGGGUUGCUGUCUUCUUCGUGAUGACCAUCGGGAUCAUUUACUGGCAAGUGGUGGACCAGCCCAACAAAAACUGGAUCCUCAGGGGGGCUUUCAGCGGACUGAUCUGGGAGCGGAGGACCCACUCGCUGGUCAUCCAGACUCUGGCGGAGGACCGGACCUUCGUGGAGAUAGAUGUCGGGAACGUCGGGAACCCCGAUACCGAGGUUCCGUUCGUGAGGAAUCUGUGCUGGCUCAACAAAACCGAGUUCUGCUACACGUGGGACUCGGUGGCAGACGUGAAGAUCUCCCUGGAGCCGGGGGAGGACUCGGACGCGGAGUGCUACAGCAUGGUGUGGGCGCCGGUGCAUUGCCAUGUGGAGCUGAAGAGCUGCUUCUCCAUGGUCAACGUGUCGUGGUACGGGGGGGCCAGCGUGCGGGGGCAGACCUGGCCCAUCAAUGACCAGAACGUCACCAUGCAGCCCUUCGUGGUCAGCGACCUGAGGAACGCCCCCCACGGCUUUGGCUCGGUGCUGGAACGCUACUUCCUGGGUUCCUCAGGUGUGGCGGUGCUGGUUCCCCCCGACAUCCCCCUGCAGCUGGGCCUGGACAGUCGGCAGCAGUUCUGCCUGCAGUCCCGGGCGGGUCUGGAGCGCCCCCUGCUGCAGUACAGCGUGUGUGUUGCUCCCCACCUCCGGGCCGCUCACCAGGGGGCCCAGCAGCAGCUCCUGCAGCGCAGCAGGGAGCUGCCCAGCAUGAGGGCGCUGUGGCUGCCCUUUUGGAAGCUGCUCACCAAUGUGGACUCAGGGCUGAAGGUGGAGAGGGAGCUGAGGACCUUCUCUAACCGUCUGAGGAGACACCAGCUGGGGGAGGGGGUCAUCAGCCUCAGCGAGCAUUCCACCACCCUCCUCUCUGAAAUGGACCACGACUUCCUCAGCGGCAGGAAAAGGGGGCCGUCCAAGACCAGGGACCUCCCACUUGUGAAGCUUCUCAACAUUUCCAUCACCCUGUCCCCCUUCAUGGGGGUGGACAGCACACGGUUCCACUCCUCCCUGACUGACGGUACUGAGGCGUACUGGCUUGGCCUGCCCUCGACCCCCCAGGGAAAGCUGAUUCCCAUAAUGAGUCGGUGGCGAGGGAACUUCUGCGUGAAACUGAAUCUGACCAACCCCGGCGCUGUGAGCUGGUUCCUGGACCGACUCGGAUUGCUGCAGGCCCAUUUAGGAAUGGAGUACGUCACGCUGGAAGGCGGGGAGGGGGAUCUGUUUGAAGAGCAGGCCCUGCGGCCCCCACCGGCUCUGGCAGGAGACAAGUACAUCGCACUGCUGGCUGACCUGGCCACUAUGAUGGGAGACUCCACCGUCAUGACCGCCGCCACACGGUCCAGCCACAAGCCGCUGUUCGUGAGGAUGCCGCCGCUGCAGUCCGACUGGAGCUCGCUGGGACUGAGGGCGCUCAUCCCCUCCCUGCUGCACCACUCGCUCCUGGGAUACAACUUCCUCAUUCCAGAUGCCGUCGGAGGCUCUCUGUCGGCAGAACCGGUCUCAGAUGAGGAACUGUUCAUCCGCUGGCUGGAGAUUGCAGCCUUUCUCCCCGUUAUCUCCUUCUACACCCCUCCAUGGGUCUGCGGAGAGGACCAGCUGCUGAAUCUGACUCGGACCUACAUCGCAAAGCACCAGAAGGAAGUGGUCCCACUGAUUAAGAAAUAUGCAGAGGAGUGGCAGACGACAGGAAAGCCCAUCUAUCGUCCCAUGUGGUGGCUCAGUCCUACUGAUCCCACCACGUUCACCAUUGAUGACCAGUUCUUGAUUGGAGACGAGGUCCUGGUGGCCCCGGUGGUGGAGAAGGGGGCCGUGCAGAGGGAUAUUUAUUUACCCGACGGAGGCUUCCAGUGGCAGGACAGCCGGGACGCACAGAUGUUUGACGGGGGGACGUUUCUGCAGGACUACCCUGUUCCUCUGGAGCAGGUUGCUGUUUUCUUUCGGAGAAGCUGAGUCCACCGGCAGCGUCUCCUUCCUUAUCCAGUUACUGUUUCAAUGAGGUCACUUCUUUUCAAAAGGACUUGUGGUCUUGUCAACAUGCACUUUUAAACUAGAGACCAUCCAUCCUGAGUCAAGCCCUGCCUCCAGGUGAUUUUUAAAAAUGUUUACUUGCACUUUAUAGUUCAAAUUGUGGCUUUGUUUUGUUGCAUUUUCCUCCGUUAAAAAACAAGGUGUUAAUCAGACUUACCUCUUUGUUCUCUUGGUUCUGGGAUUUUUGCAGAGUUUCUAAAGAAUUGUGCGUUUAAAUGCCUUUUUUCUACAGUCUUUCACAUUUUAGUUGCUGCUACCCAGAGAUUGGGAGGAACAAAGACCCGAAACAGUCAGAUUUAUUCACAAAGACCAAAUGUUGAAAUGAAGUCAAAAAAGUUUUUUUGUUAGGCCCAAAGUUUCUGUGAAGAUCUCUGGAUGAAGAAAGCUGCAAGCAUGGAUGCCAUAAAACCCAAGUCUUCCUCACUCUGAAGGUGUUUUUUUACCUGAAAUGACCAGACGUCUCCUGAAUGUAACUGUUCCAAAGCCUUCGUCCAUUUCAUGCCAUCAAGCUCUCAGUGAUCCUCCUGGAACGUUUCAGUUUCUGUGCUGGACAUACCUGAAUGUCUGCUCAGAGGAAGCUGAGGCCACCGUCUUAGCCGUAAUGCCAGUCUGUGCAGCAGAGCUCCGUUCUUUAAACGGCCAACAGACGUGUUAAAAGGCUCCUUCAUCACCGAGGAGAAAGCUUAGGAAAGUCAACAGGACAAACUGGUGGUUUGGUAGAACGCGACCUUUGUUUGAAGUGUUCAUGUGCUGAUCUUCCUCUGAGUCCACCCAGAAAGACGUCUGUCUUCACGCUGCCUUUGACUGGCCGGCAGACGCGUCUUCAAUGAUUCAACCACCGCAGUAGCUGGUCGAACAGGUUAACGUCCAGGUGGAUGAAGCUAAUCUGGUUACUGAAUGUCUUAUGUCAGAAUGUGGCGAACACACUGACGACUUAAUCUCUUCAGAGCAGAACGUCUACCAGAUGAGCUGUGAUCUUCCAGAACCGGAGCUUUCCUAGUUUCCACGUUGAGGUUUUUUUUAAAGAAUUGCUGUGUUUCAUUCAUCAAAAGCUUGAUUUGUUCUCCCGUUCUUUAAUCAACUGAGCUUCUUUGCCAUCUGUCUUACUAACAAGCCUCUUCAAAUCUGGGUAGAUGGUCUGGAUUUGGGGGUUUGGGAGAAUCUCCAUGACUGUGUUGUCUGUGAAUCAAGAAUGUAGAAAGACAAAGUUGCAAUAAAGUUUACAUUUUUCCCAUA